CGCGCGGAGCCCGGGAGCCUCCUGAGGCCGGCGGCCCCUCACAGAGAGGCUCCGGCGCCGGGCCGCGCGUGGGGGCCACACCUGCGCGCGCCCCGCGGCAGGGACGGCGGCCUCCCCAGCGAGCGCUGCGAUCGGCGGGAGUGGGCGGGGGCUGCCUGCUCCCGGCUCAGUGGGUCCGGACGGCCGAGGUCAGACCCAGGGCAGGGUGCGUUCCCAUGGCAGCGGGGUGCAGAGUUGGCGGACGGGCGCCCCUGGGCGCUGGGGACGGCGCCCCGCGGGAGGGGCAGUGCCCUCCGCGCCAGGACAGGGGUAUGCCCUCUGGGCUGGGCCAUGGAGCUGAAGGUGUGGGUGGACGGCAUCCAGCGAGUGGUCUGCGGGGUCUCGGAGCGGACCACCUGUCAGGAAGUGGUGGUCGCACUAGCUCAAGCUAUAGGCCAGACUGGCCGUUUUGUGCUCGUGCAGCGUCUCAGGGAGAAGGAACGGCAGCUGCUGCCCCAGGAGUGUCCAGUGGGUGCCCAGGCUACCUGUGGACAGUUUGCCAGCGAUGUCCAGUUUGUCCUGCGGCGGACAGGGCCCAGCCUCACUGGGAGGCCCUCCUCAGACAGCUGCCCACCGCCUGAGCGCUGCCCAAUCCGCGCCAGCCUUCCCCCGAAGCCCAGACCAGCACUGGGCCGUGAGCCCCAGAAAGCACUGACCCUCAGCCCGGGGUGCCCCAGGCUGGCCGCUGGCCUGGCGCUGCCUGAGCCGGUGGCCUCGGUCGCGCCGAUGCCCAGCCCCUGCGAAGACCUGCAGGACCUGGAGCGGCGGGUGCAGAGGAACGCAGCAGAGCUGGGCCAGGAGGCCUUCUGGGAGCAGGAGCUGCGGAGGGAACAGGCGCGGGAGCGGGAGGCACAGUCCCGGCUGCAGGCCCUGAGCGCGGCCACGGCUGAGCAUGCCGCCCGGCUGCAGGCCCUGGACGCCCAGGCGCGUGCCCUGGAGGACAAGCUCUGCCAGGCUGCAGAGGCCCCUGGGCCCCCUUCGCCCACGGCAUCUGCCACAGAACGCCUGCGCCAGGACCUGGCUGCCCAGGAGCGGCAGAGUGCGGAGGUACAGGGCAGCCUGGCCCUGGUGAGCAGGGCUCUGGAGGCUGCAGAGCACGCCCUGCAGGCCCAGGCCCAGGAGCUCGAGGAGCUGAACCGGGAGCUGCGUCAGUGUAACCUGCAGCAGUUCAUCCAGCAGACAGGGGCCGCUCCCGGCACACAGGUCAGCGUGGUUCCCGAGGAGGGUCGGGCUGGCGGGGGCCCAGCCCAGCUCCCAGCUGACCUGCUUUCCCCACAGGAUCUCAUGCCUCCAGCCAGAGGAAAGCCCCUCCCAGGAGCCCCCCGGAGUCCUGCCCUAGUGUCCAGUCUGAGCCCAGAGGUUUCCCCCAUGAGGCAGAGCUGGAGGUAGCAGCACCUGCCCCUGCCCGGAAUGAACGUCCACUGCCAGCCCAGCCCUGGGCUCUGAUGGCACGAGCGAGGGCAGCCAGGGGCAGCCCAGCCUGGAUAACAGAAGGACUGGCGGCCAUAGAGGACUCGUGCCCCCAUGCAAGUGGAAGCCCUCGGGCCCUGCACCUGAGACAGAACACCCGGAACUGGGUCAGGAGGCGGCUGAGGACUCUCACCUGGUACUUGCCAAGUCUGCCAAGCCCCCUGAGAAGCCUGGGCAUGGCCCGCUCAGAACUUGCUAGGCCCCAAAGGCCACAGCUCUUUGUUGGGGACCAGAGAUGCGUGGAUGCUGUUUUUAUCUGUGGGUCUGUGCUUGCGUGUGGGAGGCACCCUUCAGUGUGUGUGUGUGUGUGUGUGUGUGUGUGUACACGAGUGUGUGAGUGCUGCCUCCCCUACGACACUGAAACCUCAAUAAAUUGCCUGAAGUGGC
Molecule: messenger RNA, 1896 nt
Organism: Myotis daubentonii (Daubenton's bat)
Lineage: Eukaryota; Metazoa; Chordata; Mammalia; Chiroptera; Vespertilionidae
Gene: RASSF7
Product: Ras association domain family member 7
Exons: 5
Coding region: 331-1428 (365 amino acids)
Biological process (GO): signal transduction
Source: RefSeq, a predicted model, not a curated record